AAACGACCUCGUGCCUUCGCUGCGACAUCCACCCUUCCCACCCGCCGGAUCCUUCCGUCAUGUUCGUCUGCGCCCUGCUGCUCCUCGGCGGUUUCCUCGUCCUCCUCGUUCUGCUCAAGAUCGAGUGCGAUCCCGCGCUCUAUUUCUACAAGUACUUCGGGAAGAAGCCAGAGACGCUGCGGGGGAAGGUGGUAUGGAUAACGGGCGCCGGGUCGGGGAUCGGGCGGCAGCUGGCCGUCUCCCUGGCCCAGGUCGGGGCCAGGCUCGUCCUGCACAGCCUGCCGGGGGAAGACCUGGACGCCGUGAAGGGGCGCUGCCUCCGGAUUGCGCGGGGUUGCCUGAAGGAUGAAGACGUCCUCGUCCUCUACGGCGACGUCGCCGAUAUCGAGAUGCACGAGAAGUGGGUGGACCAAGUCUUGAAGCAUUUCAGCAAGGUGGACAUCCUGAUCAACAACGCAGGGAUCGGGGCAUUCCAAUCGGUGCUGGAAUCCCCAUGGAGCGCCAUCAGGCGGCUAUUCGAGGUGAAUCUCUUCGGGAACGUCGGCCUGGCCAGGGCCCUCCUGCCCCAUUUCAGGCAGAGGAAGGCGGGGCACAUCGUCGUGCCAUCCAGCGUCCUCGCCUUCCUCCCCAUCCCCAAUGCCUCCGCUUACGGCGCCUCGAAACGGGCCAUCCAGGGAUUCUACGACACCCUCCGGGCGGAGGAGGUCGGGCACGGGGUCAAGGUCACCGUCCUGUUCCCCGGCUACGUCAAGACGAACAUCUUCGCGAACAGCGCGACUGCGGAGGGGACCGGCGUCGACAUGGGGCAGCUGAGGAUGUUCGAGAUGCGCGUGGAGCGAUUCGCGGACUGGAUGCUGCUCGCGGUCGCGAACGAGAUGAUUUCCGCCUGCAUUGCCAAGGGAUGGCUCCUCUUCGUCGCCGCGUAUCACUUUCCGGAUCUCGCCAGACGGGCCGAACAGCUGGUCCUUCUCAACAGCACCAUCACCAGUGUCGUCAUUCGUCCCGAAAUACAGAACACGGAGGAGAAUCCCUGCCGACUGGAUGAAGGCUACAGCUGCAAGAGGAAUACAGAGAGGAUGGGCGAGGAAUUGCUCAAGAUCUUCGAUGGUGAAGAAGACAAACCUGCAAUCGACAGAAUGGCCACUUCAUCCUCGAAGUGGAUGGGUAAAUGCAAUUUUCCAAAGAGGUGCAACGUGAUCGACUAUCGCAUCUCCGGAGAUCCAGCCUCAGCCUGUCAAUGA
Darwinula stevensoni is the source of this 1241-nucleotide messenger RNA. Lineage: Eukaryota; Metazoa; Arthropoda; Ostracoda; Podocopida; Darwinulidae. The record is from the annotation of a GenBank genome assembly.